AUGCUCCGUAGUGCUUUGCCAGGGCUCGCCCGCCCAGCCCUCCAAGCGAGAACCGUGACAACCCUCUCGGCUGGUUUCCCGAAGGUCACGCAAAGACUCCCCACCAAAUAUGGAGGUGUAUAUACUAUAACACUCAUUCCCGGUGAUGGUAUCGGUGGAGAAAUCACCGACUCUGUCAAGGAGAUCUUUGAACAUGUCAAUGCACCCAUCGAGUGGGAGCAGUACAAUGUUUCCGGCAUGUCGUCCGCUGGCGAGGACUUGUUCAAGCAGGCUAUGGAAAGUUUAAAGCGCAACCGAGUCGGUCUAAAGGGUAUCUUGUUCACCCCCAUCUCUCAAACGGGACACGUUUCUUGGAAUGUGGCCAUGCGUCAGCAGUUGGACAUUUACGCCUCAGUUGUCCUCUGCAAAUCCCUCCCUGGGUUCCCGACGCGUCACUCAAAUGUCGAUUUUGCUAUCAUUCGAGAGAACACUGAGGGCGAGUAUUCUGGCCUCGAGCACCAAAGUUACCCCGGUGUUGUUGAGAGCUUGAAGGUGUCGACGAAGGCCAAGGCCGAGCGCAUUGCCCGUUUUGCAUUUGACUUUGCCUUGAAGAACAACCGCAAGAAAGUCACAUGUGUCCACAAGGCCAACAUCAUGAAACUUGGCGACGGCCUGUUCCUUAACACCUUCCGUCGCGUGGCAGAGGAGUACAAGUCUAUGGGUAUUGAAGCCAACGACAUGAUCGUUGAUAACACCUCCAUGCAGCUUGUGGCCAAACCGUCACAAUUUGACGUGAUGGUCAUGCCGAACUUGUAUGGUGCUAUCAUCUCUAACAUCGGCGCUGCCUUGGUUGGUGGUCCCGGAAUCGUUCCAGGUUGCAAUGUCGGCAGAGAUUAUGCUUUGUUUGAGCCCGGAUGCCGUCACGUCGCCUCGGAUAUCAUGGGCACCAACCGUGCUAACCCAGCGGCCAUGAUCCUCAGCGCCACCAUGAUGCUCAGGCACCUCGGUCUCGACUCAAUUGCUAACAAUAUUGCAAGCGCGACAUUUGAUGUUAUCAACGCAGCAAAGGUCCGGACUGCAGACAUGGGUGGUGGAUCGACGACGUCAGAGUUCACUGCAGCCGUCAUUAAAAACCUUUAA
Molecule: messenger RNA, 1119 nt
Organism: Coniophora puteana RWD-64-598 SS2
Lineage: Eukaryota; Fungi; Basidiomycota; Agaricomycetes; Boletales; Coniophoraceae
Exons: 10
Coding region: 1-1119 (372 amino acids)
Biological process (GO): tricarboxylic acid cycle; isocitrate metabolic process
Cellular component (GO): mitochondrion
Molecular function (GO): isocitrate dehydrogenase (NAD+) activity
Source: RefSeq, a predicted model, not a curated record